ACCAUCGAAAAAUGGCAAAAUCUAUCUAUAACAGAAAGGGGAUCCAAAUUCUCAUAGGGGAACGGCAGAGAAUCAGAAAUGGACUUCUUGGCAAGUUGCUUGCUCUGUCUCAUCUUGAUCUGGGUAUUGGCUCAAGUUUACAGUUCAGUUGUCACUGGAAGAAGUGGAAGUUCUCGCAAACUUCCACCUGGUCCACGGCCGAUUCCGAUUUUAGGAAACCUCUUGGAUGUUGGUAACGAACCCCACAAGUCCCUGACUGAGCUUGCCAAAACCCAUGGCCCCAUAAUGACCCUAAAACUAGGCAAAUUAGUCACAAUUGUUGUUUCCUCACCAGACGUUGCCAGAGAAGUCCUGCAGAAGAAUGACCUUAUCUUCUCCAACCGAACCAAUAAAGAUGCACUCCGAGCGCACCAGCACCUCGAAGUGGGGCUGCCUUUUCUUCCCAUUUCGCCGCUAUGGAGAAACCUUCGCAAAAUAUGCAUUUCACACAUCUUCGCCAUUCAGAAACUCGAUGCCAAUCAGUAUCUCCGGCACAGGAAAAUUGAACACCUCCUCACCAUGGUUCAAGGAAGUUGCCGUCUUGGUGAGGUGGUAGAUAUAGGGCAAGCAGCUUUCGAUACCACCCUCAAUUUGUUAUCAAAUACAAUUUUCUCUGAAGAUCUAGCUGAGAGAAAUUCACAAAGUGCCCUAGACUUAAAGAAAACUGUGUGGGGUGUCAUGGAAGAGGCAGGAAAGCCUAACCUGGCUGACUAUUUUCCUCUUCUCAGAAAGAUUGACCCACAAGGCAUAAGGCGUCGGAUGGCUAUUCACUUCGGGAAGUUCCUCCAGCUUUUCGAUAAAAUGUACGAGGGGCGGAUGCAGUUGCGAAAAGGUCAAGGUGUUGCCACGACUAGUGAUGUCUUGGACACUCUAAUCAACAUCACUGAAGACAAGACAGAGGAGCUUAACAGAAGACAAACACUCCAUUUGUUGAUGAGUUUAUUUGUGGCCGGAACUGAUACAACAUCAGCUACACUGGAGUGGGCAAUGGCGGAAUUACUCCGAAACCCCAAGGUUUUACGGGUAGUUCGGGCAGAGUUAGAGGAAGCUAUAGGCAAAGGAAACAAGGUUGAGGAAUCGGACAUUGCUCGCUUGCCAUACUUGCAAGCUGUCAUCAAAGAAACCUUCAGGAUACACCCACCUGGAUUUUCUCUACUCCCACGCAAAGCGGGAGCUGAUGUAGAAGUCUGUGGCUUUACAGUACCAAAGGACGCGCAACUGCUGAUCAACAUAUGGGCCAUACACAGGGAUCCGAGCACUUGGGAAAUGCCAAACUGUUUUAUACCGGAGAGGUUCCUGGGCUCGGAAAUUGACGUCAAAGGCAGGGACUUUGAGCUCCUUCCGUUCGGUGCAGGGCGCCGAAUAUGUCCGGGAUUGCCUUUGGCACUGAGAAUGUUGCAUAUGAUGUUGGGUUCUCUCAUAAACUGCUUUGAUUGGAAGCUUGAAGAUGGUGUGACGCCUGAGAACAUGAACAUGGACACAAAAUUUGGGAUUACCUUACAGAAAGCCAAGCCCUUGCGGACAAUUCCCUUUCCUGUGUCCUAAUAUUACUUCUCAAAAGAGAAAACUACUUAGUGGUUGGUUGUGUGCUGUACUUUUGUUCUUCGUAUGUCUGUUCUGUAAAAAAUAAAAGAUCGAAACUUUCUUGCCCAGCAGUGAACGAUCUGUUAGAAUUACUAAAGUAAUUUUCUAGAAGGUUCAUUGUUCAUGAAUGGCUCUUCAUCUUUCAGGUAGCUUAUCCACACAUUUUAGUAUGCAUGUCCCUAGAGUCUCUAGUUCAUAUGUUGAUAUGUUGUCAUUACUAUGUACCUAGUUUGGUGUAUUAGGGGGAUGAA
Molecule: messenger RNA, 1874 nt
Organism: Rubroshorea leprosula
Lineage: Eukaryota; Viridiplantae; Streptophyta; Magnoliopsida; Malvales; Dipterocarpaceae
Source: the annotation of a GenBank genome assembly